AUGUGGAGAGGGCCAAAUGUGAACUGUGUUGACAGCACCGGCUACACACCCCUGCACCAUGCUGCGCUGAAUGGUCAUAAGGACGUGGUCGAGGUCCUCCUGAGGAAUGAUGCACUUACCAAUGUGGCUGACUCAAAAGGCUGUUACCCUCUGCAUUUGGCAGCCUGGAAAGGAGAUGCCCAGAUAGUGCGGUUGCUCAUCCAUCAAGGGCCCUCACAUACCAGAGUCAAUGAACAGAAUGCUCUUGAGAUCAAAGAACUCAAAAAGUACGGCCCCUUUGACCCUUAUAUCAAUGCCAAGAACAAUGACAACGAGACAGCCCUACAUUGUGCCGCCCAGUAUGGCCACACUGAGGUGGUGAAGGUGCUCUUAGAGGAGCUCACUGACCCCACCAUGCGCAACAACAAGUUUGAGACACCUUUGGACCUGGCAGCACUCUACGGGAGGCUAGAGGUGGUGAAGAUGCUUCUCAACGCGCACCCCAAUCUCCUGAGCUGCAACACAAAGAAGCACACCCCUCUGCACCUGGCAGCAAGGAACGGUCACAAGGCUGUGGUCCAGGUCCUCCUGGAUGCUGGCAUGGAUAGCAACUACCAGACGGAGAUGGGCAGUGCUUUGCAUGCGGCUGCUUUGUUUGGCAAGACCGAUGUGGUGCAAAUCCUGCUGGCUGCAGGAAUUGAUGUCAACAUAAAAGACAACCAUGGACGGACUGCCCUUGACACUGUGCAGGAACUGCCCUCUCAAAAGAGCCAGCAGAUAGCAGCACUUAUUAAAGAUCACAUGACUGGAAAAAGAAGUACGAAAGAAAUAGAUAAAGCCUCCACACUCCAGCCGUCUCUCCUCCCUAGUAUUGACUCCGCUGCACAGAAGUCUCAGGGUGAUGUGGAGAAGGCAGUGACUGAGCUGAUCAUUGAUUUUGACACAAAUGCUGAAGAAGAGGGUCCCUAUGAGACCCUGUACAAUGCUGUCUCCUGCCAUUCCUUAGACAGCACAGCCAGCGGGCGAUCAUCUGACCGAGACUCCGUGAAUAAGGAGGCUGAGGCUGCAGGAGCCAGGACUGCUGGGAUGAGGCCUAGGGAACGUCCACCGCCUCCAGCCAAGCCACCACCUGACGAAGAAGAGGAAGACCACCUCAAUAAGAAGUAUUUCCCCUCAACAGCUUCUGAGGUCCUGGCCAUGAGACCCAGAAUUCAGGGGAGUGCGGCCAGGGAAGAAGAUGAACACCCUUAUGAGCUGCUUUUAACAGCGGAGACGAAGAAACCAGCAUCAGUGGAUGAAAAAAUGAAAGACCACAGGCGGAGCAGCAGUAGCCGGAGCCAGGACUCUGCAGAGGGGCAGGACGGGCAGGUCCCAGAGCAGUUCUCAGGUCUCCUCCACGGCUCCUCCCCAGUAUGUGAGGUGGGGCAGGACCCUUUCCAGCUGCUUUCUGCCACCGGCCAAAACUAUCCAGACGAGUCCCCCCAGCAGGGCGCCUGCCACGAGGCCAGCAUGCAACUAGAGGAGACCAGUUUGCACACUCUUGGAGACCCCCAGCCCUGCAUCCUGGACCAGAGCAACCGAGUAGGUUACCCAGCAGGCCUGCCCUCCUCUACCAACAGCCGAGCGCACCCUGAGACUUUGACUCUCAUAGCACCUCUGCACCCUGGUGGUGCUGAAGAAGAAGGAGACCGGAGCGGGGCCAGAAGCCGAGCCCCUCCCACUAGCAAAGCCAAAGCUGAGCUCAAACUCAGCCGCAGUUUGUCCAAGUCUGACUCUGAUCUCCUGACCUGCUCACCUACCGAGGACGCUACAAUGGGGAGCCGGAGUGAGUCUUUGUCCAACUGUAGCAUUGGGAAGAAGAGGCUGGAGAAGUCACCAUCCUUUGCCUCGGAGUGGGAUGAGAUUGAGAAGAUCAUGAGUUCCAUCGGAGAAGGGAUUGACUUUUCUCAGGAACAGCAGAAGAUCUCAGGUUCUCGGACGCUGGAGCAGAGCGUCGGGGAGUGGCUGGAGUCGAUCGGGCUGCAGCAGUAUGAGAGCAAGCUGCUUCUGAAUGGCUUUGAUGAUGUCCGCUUUCUGGGGUCUAAUGUGAUGGAAGAGCAGGACCUGAGGGAGAUUGGCAUCAGUGAUGCACAGCACCGACGGAAGUUGCUGCAGGCUGCCCGCUCCCUGCCCAAGGUGAAGGCCCUAGGCUAUGAUGGAAACAGUCCCCCAUCAGUGACCUCCUGGCUGGACUCCCUGGGGCUGCAGGACUACAUCCACUCAUUCCUGGCCAGUGGCUACAGCUCCAUUGACACUGUGAAGAACCUCUGGGAGCUGGAGCUUGUCAAUGUCCUGAAGGUCCACCUGCUGGGCCACCGCAAGCGCAUCAUCGCCUCCCUGGCUGAGAGACCCUACGAGGAGCCGCCCCAGAAGCCUCCGAGAUUCUCCCAGCUGAGAUGCCAAGAUUUAAUCUCCCAGACAUCCUCCCCACUGAGCCAGAAUGAUUCCUGCGCCGGGCGGUCAGCAGACCUGCUGCUGCCUCCAGGGGACACAGGCUGGAGGCGGCAUGACAGUCUACAUGACCCCACAGCAUCCUCUCGAGAACGCUGCCGAGUCCAGGAGGAGCCCCGGGAGGCCAAGCUGACCCUGCGACCCCCCAGCCUGGCUGCCCCAUACGCCCCUGUGCAGAGCUGGCAACACCAACCAGAGAAACUCAUCUUUGAGUCCUGUGGUUAUGAGGCCAAUUACCUAGGCUCCAUGCUGAUCAAAGAUCUGCGAGGGACAGAGUCCACACAAGACGCCUGUGCCAAAAUGCGGAAAUCCACUGAGCACAUGAAGAAGAUUCCCACUAUCAUCCUGUCCAUCACAUACAAAGGUGUCAAGUUCAUCGAUGCUUCCAACAAGAAUGUCAUCGCAGAGCACGAGAUCCGGAACAUUUCUUGUGCAGCCCAGGACCCAGAGGAUCUGUGCACCUUUGCCUAUAUUACCAAGGACCUGCAGACCAGCCACCACUACUGCCAUGUUUUCAGCACAGUGGAUGUGAACCUGACCUACGAGAUCAUCCUGACACUGGGGCAGGCAUUCGAGGUGGCCUAUCAGCUGGCGCUGCAGGCCCAGAAGUCCAGGACCUUGGGGGCCUCUGCAGCUGAGAUGAUUGAAACAAAAUCUUCCAAACCGGUGCCUAAGCCUCGGGUCGGCGUGAGGAAGUCUGCACUGGAACCACCUGAUACAGACCAAGAGGCCCCAUCUCAUGCCAGUGUCUCCUGGAUUGUGGAGCCAAAGCCAGACUCUAAGCGGAGCCUCAGCACCAACUGAGCCACUGAGGAACCGCACUGUGCUGCAGAAACACAGACGUGGGGCGCACAGGCUCCGUCCCCACCACCACCACCUCGCCUGCAGCUCUGAAGACCCAGGCCCAGCCCCUGCCUAUAGGAGCUGCUCUCGGCUGCUUGGCCUGGGCCUGCACCACCAGGUCUUUCAGAGUGAGUCCUGCCCCGGCUGCGGAGACGAUUCCAGGCCUCUAGCCCAUGACACUCCAGAGGGCCAAGAAGUGAUUUGCUCAGAAUACAAAUGUUUUUAAUAGAAAACCUUUUUAUAAAAUGAAAUUUUAAUACUUGGCUCAACCUCUAGGUAAAACUGCCAAUUUGAGACAAACGGCCAGGGGUUCAGAGGACAGAGGAACUGAGAGCAGCCAAAAAGGCUGUCUGUGCAGCCCUCUCUCCUUGAUCUUGGCACAGCAGGGCUGUAGGGGUGAGCAGUAUGAGUUGAAGGAGCAGGCUCAGGGCAGAGUUGAGUUCUUAGUCUGUUCACACCUAACUUUUCAUCCCUGUUUAGAGCUGGGUAAAAACACAGCCUUACAGGCUUCUGGGCCAAAGCAAAGGUUCCCAUUAUCUUUCUUGGGGCCCACAUGAGAAGGUCCAGUGGCCAAAUAGAAAUGAGCUUGUAGUUUCUGGUGCCUGGAAGUCAGGGUGGCGCGAGGAGGUUCCCUGCGGCUCACUGCCGAUGGCCAGCGACUGCCCCCCUGGCUGGCUGCCCCCUGCUCUCGGGCAUCCUGGGCAGCCAAGCUCGAAAAAGAGACGCAGCAGUUUUCAUUUUGGGCAUUCCGGGUAGGUCAGUGAAGAUUGCUGCUUAUCAAUUUAUGGCUCAUCUGAGGAGGUAGGUGGACAGGGCUCAUUGGGAUUCUCCAGAUUACUGGUUUGAUUCUCCACAGCUGGACAUACCUCUGGUGCAGGUGUGGGAAAGGCUAGAUCACGUGACAGUCUAUUUGGUUCCCCUCCCCUGCUUUUGUUGCCUUGGGAGUGACUGGCUGUUGUCCUGACCCAGCCCUGCUGCUCAGAUCUUUCUGUUAGCUUGCUUUGCUUUUCAUAGUGACUUGGGUGAUGGUCUUCCUUCUGGAAUUGAGUAGAAGUAUGAGUGCCUGCUUCCAAUAGGGCAGAGAGGCAAAGCCAAGGCAGCCACUGUCCGGGCCCUUCCAGAGUGAGGAGCAAUGAGGAGGAGCACUGCCCAUCCCUGCCUCCACCUCAGGUACCUUAUAGGCCUCAGUUCAUCCCAUUCCUGGCAUGGGUACCCGUGCUUCCCAGCAAAGGCUGCAGAUCAUGACUCUGCUGUGCACCUGCGUAGGGAAGCACACCAGACACCCCCCACCGUGGAGGGGCAGAAGUGGAAAGCAGGAACUGUGGGUCUCCUGUUUGCUCUGCACCCAGCACAGCCAGUGCUGGAGUGCACCCCUC
Messenger RNA from Dipodomys ordii (Ord's kangaroo rat), 4688 nucleotides. It is a transcript of the gene Anks1a, whose product is annotated as ankyrin repeat and sterile alpha motif domain containing 1A. The record is from RefSeq and is a predicted model, not a curated record. Bases 1 to 3273 code for a protein of 1090 amino acids. The transcript has 24 exons. Gene Ontology annotation, cellular component: cytosol. Lineage: Eukaryota; Metazoa; Chordata; Mammalia; Rodentia; Heteromyidae. Gene Ontology annotation, molecular function: protein binding.